AUGGAGUUUGAAAACUUGACUAAAGAGGAAUUGGAACAUCUUCAGAAAAUCUACGAUGACACAAUUAAUUUCGAAAGAAAGAUAGGGAUCAUCAUUCCAUCAAUUUUCGCUGUUAUCAUAUUGGUGGGAGUUGUUGGAAAUGCUCUUGUGGUGAUUGUUGCAUUUGGACGACAAAUGAGAAAUUCAACUAACACUCUUAUUAUCGGUCUCGCCAUUUCCGACUUGAUGUUCUUACUGCUGUGUGUACCAUUCACAGCGGUUGACUAUGCAGCUCCUACCUGGAUAUUUCCAGAAUGGACUUGCUCAAUGAUCAACUUCUUUCAGCACACGUCUGCAUACUGUAGUGUUUGGACAUUAACAUUGAUGGCUCUGGACCGUUAUCUUGCUGUCGUAUACCCUGUGGAAUCUAUGACGUUGAGAACACCAAGAAACACUGUUAUUGCAUUAUGUAUCAUUUAUAUACUUAUCAUUGCUUCUCAGAUUCCUGUGGGACGAAUGCACGGAAUAUACGUCUAUGAUUUCAUUAUGGAGAAGCGGUCGACGUGUGCUAUUCUGACUAUUGCAACUGCUGAAGCAACACCAGCAAUGGCUCGAACAUAUUUCAUGACUUUCAAUGUGUUUGGAUAUGUUCUUCCAUUGGGUAUUUCCGUGAUUCUUUAUGGUUUGAUGUUGAGAAAACUUUGGGAUAUGCCUAGACCGGGUAACAGUCAAGUGGUAGGAGGCAGAACUCUUGCGAAUCGGGAUAGUGGAUCUAGCAUACGGAGAAGACCAGAGGCUACAGCCGCUAAACGAAAGGUUACUCGUCUGGUCCUCUGUGUACUAAUUACUUGGGCCCUGUGUUGGCUACCUCUCAACGUUUGUUUCUUCAUGUCUGGAAUCGCUUACCCAGAGCCACUUGUCAUUUCUCAUGGUGUUAUCAUGGUCAUUGUUCAAAUUGCAAGCCAAGUUCUUGCUUACACCAAUUCGUGCCUCAACCCAAUUCUUUAUGCUUUGAUGUCGCAGAGUUUCCGGGAAGGAUUCAUCCGGAUCAUGAAAAUGUUUGUUAAUAAGCUGUCACGAGGAAAGUUUUGCACGAACUAUCGUAGAAGUGCUCUCCGAACGGAACUCACUCAUUAUAACCAAACACCAUCUCACCCAACUAACACUGUUGUUCGAGUUUCUAACGGAGAGCGUUCCACUCUUCUCAAAGAUAACUCUAGCCCAACUACAACUGUCCAACCACUCCGUACCUCCAUCCAAGCUAAGAAAACCAAAGCUAUAGGACGAAGCAAAUCCACUAGGAGUUAUAAUCUAUGA
Molecule: messenger RNA, 1296 nt
Organism: Caenorhabditis remanei
Lineage: Eukaryota; Metazoa; Nematoda; Chromadorea; Rhabditida; Rhabditidae
Exons: 10
Coding region: 1-1296 (431 amino acids)
Biological process (GO): G protein-coupled receptor signaling pathway
Cellular component (GO): membrane
Molecular function (GO): G protein-coupled receptor activity
Source: RefSeq, a predicted model, not a curated record